This is a messenger RNA of Biomphalaria glabrata, 3549 nucleotides long. RefSeq lists its product as uncharacterized. The record is from RefSeq and is a predicted model, not a curated record. The coding region runs from base 1 to 3549 and encodes 1182 amino acids. The transcript has 2 exons. Lineage: Eukaryota; Metazoa; Mollusca; Gastropoda; Planorbidae.
AUGCCGCGGCCAAGAAAACGUCAGUUAUUCAACUUCAACCAAGAAUCUAGAGAAGGAAACAACAACGCUGAUCCAGCUAAAGUCCCUCGCCUUUCUUUGGUUUUACAUGAACGGGAUUCAACUUCAAUAAAUUGCCAGUCUUCAUUGAAUCACCAGCCUUCAACUACAAUAAAUUGCCAGUCUUCAUUGAAUCAUCAGCCUUCAACUUCAAUAAAUUGCCAGUCUCCAGUGAAUCACCAGCCCUCAUUUUCAAUAAAUUGCCAGUCUCCAGUGAAUCACCAGUCUUCAACUUCAAUAAAUUGCCAGUCUUCAGUGAAUCAUCAGUCUUCAACUUCAAUAAAUUGCCAGUCUCCAGUGAAUAACCAGUCUUCAACUUCAAUGAAUUGCCAGUCUCCAGUGAAUCAUCAGUCUUCAACUUUAAUAAAUUGCCAGUCUUCAUUAAAUCACCAGCCUUCAACUUCAAUGAAUUGCCAGUCUCCAGUGAAUCACCAGUCUUCAACUUUAAUAAAUUGCCAGUCUUCAUUAAAUCACCAGUCUUCAACUUCAAUAAAUUGCCAGUCUCCAGUGAAUCACCAGCCUUCAAAUACGACAAAUCUCAGAGAAGCUUCAACUAGAGCAAAUGCAGUUAUUAGAAAUAUCGUCAAACUAGAAAAUUCUGAGAAGCGUUUAAGGAAACUUGAGGAUCUGCGACUUCGAGCUUCACGACGACUUAAAGUGGAAACUUGCACACAGUAUUCUCAGAGACUUGAAGAUCUGCGGCAGAGAGCUUCACAUCGACUUCAAGCGGAAACUUGCACACAGUAUUCUCAGAGACUUGAGGAUCUGCGACAGAGAGCUUCACAGCGACUUCAAGCGGAAACUUGCACACAAUAUUCUCAGCGACUUGAGGAUUUGCGACAGAGAGCUUCACAGCGACUUCAAGCGGAAACAUGCGCACAAUAUUCUCAGCGUCUUGAGGAUCUGCGACAGACAGCUUCACAGCGACUUCAAGCAGAAACAUGCGCACAAUAUUCUCAGCGACUUGACGACAUGCGACAACGAACUUCAAGACGAUAUGUAAAUGAAACUCCCAUAGAAUAUUCUAAGCGACUUGACGACUUGCGACGAAGAGCUUCACAGCGACUGGAAACUGAGUCUCCAACAGAAUAUUCCAAACGACUUUAUGACAUGCAAAAUCGUGCUUUACAACGAACAAAUAAUGAAACGCCUACUCAACGAAAUGAGAGACUUAAAGAAAUGCGACAGCAAGCAGCCAUAAGAUUAUCUGAAGAAACCCACGAACAACGCAUCGAGAGACUUGAAGAAAUGAGACAAGGGGCAGCCAUAAGAUUAUCUGAAGAAACCGACGAACAACGCAAUGAGAGACUUGAAGAAAUGAGACAGCGGGCAACACUAAGGUUAUCUGCAGAAACGAAGAUAAAAGAGGACCAACGUUUGGAGGAACAAAGACGGCGUGACGCAAGACGAAGAGCAGCCUUGGAGAAAACUAAAGUACAAACGUACAAGAGCGCAGUGAACUCAAGUGUUAACUAUAGAUCAUUGGGCCCCUUUACAAUUACAUGCAUACAUUGCCAGGCGAUACAUUUUCCAGAGGAAAGAGUUGGCAACAAAGUUAACAGAGACUCCUUCGGGGACUGCUGUUUACAUGGUCGAAUUUCCCUGGAAGCUCCUAUCUUUCCAAAUGAAUUAAUUAUUUUGUUUUUAGGUCAGCACCCUUUGGCACAGGAAUUUCAUAAGAAGAUACGAAAUUUAAAUGCAUGCUUUUCAUUGGCAUCAUUUAAUGUGGAUGACGACAGGACAAUUAAUAGCCACGGCAUUUAUAGUUUCAUCGCAGCAGGGAUGAUUUAUCAUAAAAUAAAUUUGGCUGUUCAUCCAACACAAAAUCCAAAUGGUGACUACGAAAGACCACAAUAUGGUCAGCUCUACUUUCUGGAUCCCGACGAUGCUGUGAAUGAAAGAAUUCAUCAUCCAUACAAUAGUGACAUCAACCAAGACUUAAUGAAUAGAUUGGAGAAAAUCAUACGCGCCGUCAAUUGUUUCGCUCAGGCAUUUAAAAUGAUGAGAGAAGUGGAGACAGAAACUAGACAACUUGCAUCAGCAAACGGAAUAGCACCUCCACAUGUUCGACUUUUGUUUACUAAUCCUGAUGGUUUUGAUAUCAGGCGCUACAAUGUCCCCUCAUCCAAUGAAGUAUGUGCUGUGCUGACACUGAAUGCUGAUCAAAGCAUUCCAGCUAAUGAAAUGGUUGUACAUCAGCGAGGCAAAGAAAUAGUUACUUUAAAGAACACAGACAAACGAACAGAGCCCUUCACAUAUCCAUUAUUUUAUCCUAAAGGCACCUUUGGAUAUUCUGUGGAUCUAAAGCUACAACAGCCUUAUCCCAGUCGGCAGCAUCUAACAAGACUGGAAAUGGCACAAUAUCGUAUUGCUUAUCGCAAAGGACUCACCAAAAAUCUCCCACUUGAAAAAGAUCGAAGCGAUCUUGAUCUACGUGAAACACAAUUCAACGCACUACAUUUUGGUGGCCGACUGUUUCAGCAGUAUCUGGUUGACACAUUUAUUAGAGUCGAACGCGAUCGCAUCCAGUGGAUCAAGUCCAACCAAAAGAAGAUUCUGGCUGAAAAAUACAUAGGAGUGUCUAACUUUCUUAAAGAACUGGCUGAAAAGAAAGAUGCUGUUGUUGGUGAAACCAUCAUUUUACCAUCCUCCUUCCCAGGCUCAACACGAUACUAUGCUGAACAAUUUGAAGACGCCAUGGCUAUAGUACGACGCUUCGGUUCACCAGACUUCUUUAUAACCAUGACAUGUAAUCCGGAAUGGCCUGAAAUAAAAGAAGCUGCCCGUAUUGUUACCGAGGAAGGGUUUGUUAUUCAGCAGCGAGCUCAAGAUCGUCCUGAUCUCGUUGCGAGAGUAGCAAAGCUGAAGUUUGAAACCAUUAUUGAGGAAUUGUACAAGAAACAAAUCUUUGGGAAAGUAGCAGCCUAUGUUUAUACUAUUGAAUUUCAAAAGCGUGGUCUCCCUCACAUGCAUCUUUUACUAAUUAUGAGAUCGGAAGACAAAGUGCACAAUCCUGAUGAGCUAGAUGAUUUAAUUUCUGCUGAGAUCCCAGACAACACAGAUCCUGAGUUGCGAGAACUGGUAUUGAAAUGGAUGAUCCAUAAUCCUUGCGGUGAACAUGACUUAUAUGCGUCAUGCAUGAAAAACCACAAUGGAAAAAUUCACUGCCGUUUCGAUUUCCCCAAACCUUUUCAAGAAACAACAUCACUGGUUGACGACGAAAAACCAAAAUUAAGACGUCGGUAUGAUUCCAGACUGGACCAGCAGAGCCCUGAAUUUUCUCACGAACUAGCUGUCUACCGAAAAGACAAGUCUGGUAGAAGAAUAACCAGAGACAACCACCACGUGGCUCCUUACAAUGCAUAUUUGCUGAAACUUUUCAAUUGCCACAUAAACGUUGAAUUUACACAUACAUUGAAGAGCGGUGCAUCACACCACCGGAGGCUUGCUGGCGUUUAUCUGGAAAUGAACUCCAAAAGAAGAGCCAUGUAG